Molecule: messenger RNA, 537 nt
Organism: Pieris macdunnoughi
Lineage: Eukaryota; Metazoa; Arthropoda; Insecta; Lepidoptera; Pieridae
Source: the annotation of a GenBank genome assembly
AUGCGGAAGAAAGCACGUGCGUUGCGGCGUGCGGGGCGGGGUGCGGGGGGCGGAGAAGGCCAAGUCGGGAGAAAGUUGCGAAAAGGUCGCUACUUUUUCCCAAAUAUUCGGAGUGAAAGUGCGACUCCAACCGAUCGAAAUCACCAUGCCCACUGUUUCUUAUUUUCGGGUUUUGUACUCCGUUUUGCAGAACAAGUGCGCGUGUUGCAAAGAGGGCAGGGGCUGCGGUCCGGGCAGCAACUGUGGCGGGGGCGGCGGGCCCAAGGGCUGGGCGGGCGGCGCGAGAGGAUACUCCAUUAUAUUCAAAGGUUCAGACGGGCAUCGCGGACGCGCGGGGCGCAGGCGCUCACCUCACGUGCGGGCGCGGCUGCGAGCAAAGCGCGAGUCGCGAGUCGCGAACCUCUCCGCCGCGCGCCGCCUCGCCCCACCGCCCCACCAGUGUACCACCCCACUGUGGCACUGGCACCUGCUAGUGCGCAUCUAGCUGUUAAGACCCAAGGGAAGCUGGAGAUAACUCGAUACAGUCACUUAUAUUAA